Molecule: messenger RNA, 4296 nt
Organism: Lethenteron reissneri (Far Eastern brook lamprey)
Lineage: Eukaryota; Metazoa; Chordata; Hyperoartia; Petromyzontiformes; Petromyzontidae
Product: zinc finger protein 385D-like
Cellular component (GO): nucleus
Molecular function (GO): zinc ion binding; nucleic acid binding
Source: RefSeq, a predicted model, not a curated record
GCCAAUUGCAAGCGAGGCACCCACGCUGCUCUGACGGUGGUGGUGAUGGUUUGGGGGGGAGCUUUUGUCUCGUCAACGUCGUGAACGAGUGGAGGUGCCCAGCCGUCCAACCCCGCACGCCCGGUGCAUGCGCGCGCGCGCGUGUGUGCGUGCGCGUGCAACGUGAACGCGCUUUCGGCCACACGGAGCAACAGCGGCAGGAGGCAGAGGGCAGCACCAUCGCAGCACAGACCGGCCGGUCCGUGGCACGGGUGUGAAGUGAAACCAGCUCGCCGCGUCUUCUCUAACAAUGAUCUUGACCGGGGCGUACCAGCCAGGCGGGAUGCCCGCGGUGGUGCGGGCUCACGCGCCAAUGCUGCGCUCCGGCCUCGCGAUGAAGCCCUUCUUCAACUUCCCGCUUGCGUCCCUGGGAUUUUACAGCAACUUCCACGCCAUGGACCCCAUGCAGAAGGCUGUCCUCACCCAUUCCUUUGGAGUCCCAAGUUCUGCCACUGCGUCUGCACCCAGGAGAAGACACGUGCUGUGCUGCAACAUCUGCCAGAUCCGCUUCAACUCUGAGAGCCAGUCAGUGGCCCACUACAAGGGCACCAAGCACUCGAGGAGGCUGCAGGCCCUGGAAGGUGGAAAAGAGGCACCCGGCAGCUCCGCCGAGGACAACAAAAAUGGCCGCCAACUCAGCAGCCCACCUCGUCCUGCUGUGCGUAUAGAAGGCACGCGGUCUACGAUUUCUGCAGAAGAUGACAUCGCUGAUGGCAGUAGCCCUGUUCCACUGGCCAAUACGAAUGGAAUCGGCAGCGGCUGCCCUUUCCCCGAGCAGCUGUCGCACCUCGCCGAUGCCUCGAACAGCAGCGCUUCUCAAGCAGCUGGACUAAGCUCCAGCGACGGCACCGUGGACAAGGACACCGGUCCAGGCGAGUUUCCACCCAGAGCGGCUCAGCGGAGAGAGAGAGCGGCCACCAGCGCAGUCAACGGCCAGGGCCACGACGGGGAGUCGGAGGAAGAGCGCGCAAAGCGGCUCCUCUACUGCUCGCUGUGCAAGGUGGCCGUCAACUCCCAGUCGCAGCUCGAUGCCCACAACAAAGGUUCUAAGCACAAGAUGAUGAUGGAGGCUCGUAAUGGCGGGGGUGCCAUCAAGGCUUUCCCCAGGCUGGGCUCUCGGCCCGCCUCCUCCGCACAGGACAACACUCCGAAGGGCUCAGGCCUCCAGGAUAAAACCUUCUACUGCGAGAUCUGCGAUGUCCACGUCAACUCGGAGACGCAGCUCAAACAGCAUAUUACAAGCCGAAGACACAAAGACCGAAUAGCAGGCAAGCCCAUAAAGCCAAAAUUCUCUCCUUACAACAAGAUUCAAGGACAUUCCAGCUCAGUGGGGGGAAAACUGCCUCCAGGAUUUCUGCCGACGUCCCUCGCGGGCGUGAGGGAUCCACUGGGCCUGCACGGGGCUCUGGGCGCCGCGCCUCCGCCAGCCUCGACCCUGACGUUCCACGUGGCGGCAGCGGCUCCUCCGCCGCUGUUGCGUGCCGCCCCAGGGCCAAUCCGCAGCUCUCACCGGUCCAUGCUGUUCACGCCCUACUGAACCCCCCCCCCCGCCGCCGCCGCCUUCUGGAAGCGGGCUGCGAACGGUCAAAAUUAGUUUUAAACCUUUGGGUGGCCAACUUCCUGAAGUACUCAACUACGUAACAAAAAAAAUCCAGGACAUGUCAAUGGAAAGAAGAAUAUGUUAAAAUACUAGAGGACGGGAGAACUACAUGUCAAUGCUUUGUCUUGAGUGGCGUAUUAUUACUCUUAUGCAACUGGCAAAAAGCUGGACUUUUAAUGCCCUGGGGAAGACUUGCGUAUUUCCCAAGACAGUUACCUCGACAGAGAGGGUGAUCCUGGGACAACCAGGACAGGUGGAAACUUUAUUUAAACUAUGCCCUGAAGCAACCACAUCGGUGUUGUAAAGCACAGUACACGUGUUGUGGUUUUUACAGAGCAACAGUGAUUACAGGCAAUCGUAAUUGUCUAUCAUUGCUUUGAGGUUUUGACCCCCCCCCCCAUAUAGUGUCAAUGGUGAUAACAAUGAACUGUAGUGAUGGCUUGUUGUGGCCUCGUCGAGCCUCGUCGAUGGACCAAUUGGAGACAACUAUGAUGUGACGUUCCUGCUCCGAUGCCCUUAUACCCCUGCCAUGUAAUCACUCUGAGAAGUGACAUCAGGGUCAGUCAGUGAUAUAUUGUUUUCUACUUGAGCCUACAUGGGCUCCUUAAUGCGUUCGACCUGGUCAAGGUGGCCAUACACGUAAAUGGAGAUAAUACAAGCAAACAAACAAGGUAUUUCAUAGACAUAUGUAGGCUACCAUAAUGUCAUUCAAAAUUUACAUUACAGCAGACAUCAAAAUAAAGCAAAAACACACAAUAAGAGAAGAAAUAAAACCUAAGAAUUACUAGUAACCGUUUUUUAAUCUUUAAUAUAUUGUUUAUAAUGUUAUUCCAUCUUUUUUAUUGUAUAUUUAUCUUCACUGUCAUCAUCGUUAUAUAUGUUUUAACGUGUGUGCUAUUUAUCUUACUUGCUCCUUUGUGUUCAUAUAUGAUUCCACAUCUUUGAAAAAGAUCCCCCUUAUAGGCUUAACAGACUGUUGAGGCAAGUGCUGUUAGCGAGCACCUAUGAAGGCCGGCACGGUACACGAGGGGGUGGGUGGCCCAGUGACGAUUAAUUUACACACCGCACCAGGUACUCAUUUGAGGCUUAGUCGACCUAGGUGAGGCCCAGGCCCGGUUCAAAUAAUCGUCACUUGGGUCGCCGGGUUCGUAGCGCAGCAGCUCGCAAACUGCUACACUACCGCUCCCCACACAGCCUGAUUGGCCAGCUCUGUCUGCGUGCAGAGUGCCAGGGGUAGAACAACCUUGCUCCUUAACUACCUUAUGAUUGUAAUGGUGCUUCACCCAUUUCGUCUGUAUGGACGUAUGUAUGUUAAACUUCUGUCGCACCGUACAUAUCCAACCGUGCGAAUCGGAGGUGCGGAUAUCGUCUGGCGAAUUGAUGGGAGUUACUAUGUGAAACACAAGCUGUGCAUUAAUUCGGAACAAAGAAGUCGUCAUGCUAAAUUAACGUUGGGCACGACUCGUCUUCAUUCUCCAACACCAGCGGUCGGCAACCAAAAAUAACAGAAAGAGCAAUUUAUUUAGAAUUUGGUGGGGGCGGAGGGAAACCCCUCAAUAUUUCAAGAGUCGCAAUGCACCGUGUGGUGCAAGGCCGUAGCUAUGGACUCAACAUUGGAGGGGACCAAAUCUUCGAGGGGGUCUGGGGGUCCCCCCCCCCCCUGAAAAAAAAUCUAGAUUUUAAAACGAAUUUCCUGCCUAAAAUAUAAAAAAAAUUAAUUAACACAUGGGAUGGACUUUUAUUUUAUUUUUUACAAUGUCUAUAAGUGUAUUGUAUUACAUUGCUGUUUUUUUAUUUUUACCUUUUCUUGUUUCAUUGUAUGUAAUGGCAGAAAUUCGGGAUUAAUAAAGUACAACCAUAACCACAAUCAUAUAAACAGAAAUCGAUUUUAUAGCUAUAUAUUGGGGGGGGGGGACAUUUUGAGCAUCUUUGAAUAUCGGGGGGGAUGUGUCCCCCCACAAAAUAUAUUAUAAUUACGGCCUUGGUGUGGUGAAUACGAGAUGGUGGGUCCUUAAUAAAUGACGCCACGCAGCGGCAGUCCUUAAAGAGGCACAUGCGGCUCUGGGGGUGGACGUUACUAACCCCCGUCCAACAAAGUUGAUGGUGGAAAUUCCAAAUUUCUAUUGCAAAAGACUACUUCUUUUCAAAAGACAACUUCUUUUCAAAAGACAACUUCUUUUCAAAAGACAGCCAGUCUCUUGACAAUCAUGGCACUUAUGUCAUUGACCCCGUAAUAAUAUUAAACAGAGUCGAUCCCUGAAUGACUUGUUAAAACACAACAUUCUGACGGUGUGUUGCAACUUGCAAACUCCCGUCACAUUGUCGGCUAUCAUCAUUUAAGUAUAAAUGUGUAUAAUCCAACACUUGUAUGAAGCUAAUUUAUGGCCAAUUCAAACAUACGCUAAGACAUUAUUCGAUCAAAUGUAUGUCAUUUGAAUUCAUAUAUCUUACCCACAAUUGUGGCAGAUUAAAAUGUAUGCCGAUUCGGUGCCAUGUUCCUACGACAUCCAUUGUUGGGGCAAGAACCACAAAUGAUUUCCAGGCGAUUGCUUUCUUCCAUCACUGAUGAAGAAGUUUCUAAAUGUAGAUUUUACUGGUAGGAACCUCCUGGUUACACCAGCCCACAGGGGAUUAUUGUGUCCGUCCGUCCGUCGUGC